CAGCAUCAUCAUCAUGGAUAAAUAUCCAGAGAUUCACAAGCUCAGACAGAGACACGGAGGAGACGGAUCCGGAGAGACGCUUUAGCUCGGAUUUAGACGCAUUCACACUGAAGAGGAAGCGGAGUACAGCGCGCUUGUUUCGAGAGGAGUUUACAGAGAAACCUUCAGGUCAACAUGAAAUUAUUACUAAACCUGCUGUUGCUGCUUUUUACUUUGUGCUGCACUGCAGAUCCCAAAGUGCUCAAUAUCAGACAGAAGACAGGCACACGCACAAAUAGAGACGCUUGUGUGGACUCUAAGGCCGCGGUCAGAGACAUUGGGGCGACGUGGCUGCGAUGGAAGGGUCAGAGAGUUGAAUUCUGCCGCUGCGUCCUUCAAGCAAGAGCUGAGUGUCAUGAGAUACCGAUGACCACAUGUUUCAUGUCUAAGUGUUAUAAUGGAGGGACGUGUAAAGAAGCUCUUUACUCCAGUGACUUCAUCUGUCAGUGUCCUCCUGGCUUUACAGGAACACAGUGUGAAAUCAACACAACUGAGCGGUGUUCCAGGGGUCAGGGGUCGGGUUACCGUGGCACCUGGAGCACGAGUGUGUCAGGACUGGAGUGUAUUAACUGGAAUUCCAGCUCAAUCCGAGGGAAGAAGUUCAAGGCCAGUAGACCAGAGGCAAACACACUGGGACUGGGAAACCACAACUACUGCAGGAAUCCAGAUGGAGACGCUAAACCCUGGUGUUACGUUAAUAAAAAGGCUCAGAUAACAUGGGAGUUCUGCUCUUUACCCACCUGCUUAAUCGAUCCCUAUCUAGAGUGCGCACAGAGAUCCGGUCAGACCUACAGAGGGACGAAAGCUGUCUCACGCAGCGGUUUGAAGUGUCUGUCAUGGGAUUCAUCUGCAGUGUCUCUAAAGAUCUACAAUGCAUGGAGGUCCGACGCCAGAGAGAUGGGCAUCGGCAGCCAUAACUUCUGCAGGAACCCGAAUGGUGACCUUGGCCCCUGGUGUACCGUCGAUAAAGGGUCUCAGCUGGUGCGGGAGCUCUGUGACGUCCCUAAAUGCCCGAGGAAAACUCCAUCCUUCACCACACGUGGCCAACGAGCCCCGAACUCCAUCAACACUCAAGGUUCCUGCGGUCAGCGGGUUGAAGCUCCUUCAAACUCUCUGCCCAUGUUCAGGAUUCGUGGAGGUCAGGUCAGUGACAUCAGAGAGCAGCCGUGGCAGGCCGCCAUGACUGUCUAUCUGCCACGCAAAAAAUCUCACAGCUACCUCUGCGGCGCCGUCCUGAUCGACUCCUGCUGGAUCCUCACGGCAGCUCACUGCUUCCAGGAGAGAUUUGAUGCGAAUCGUCUUCGGAUGGUUCUGGGUCGAACCUUCAGGCUUCAGAACUCCAGCAGUGAGCAGAUCUUCGACGUGGAGAAAUACUGGAUCCAUGAGCAGUACAACGAUGACACGUUUGACAAUGACAUCGCUCUGCUCAAGUUAAAGAGUGAGUUUGGUAUCUGUGCCGUAAACUCUCCAGAAGUCCUGCCUGCAUGUUUACCAGAACCUAACCUGGUUUUACCGGAUUUGACGGAGUGCGAGAUCUCUGGUUACGGGAAAGAGACAGAGUUUUCUGCAUUUAACUCGGAUCGAAUUAAGCGUGGUCGUGUGCGCUUGUGGCCGCAGGAACAGUGUGUCUCGGAGAAGCUGUCCGGCCGUCUGGUGACCCCAAACAUGCUGUGCGCCGGAGACACACGCAACCUGGACGACGCCUGCAAGGGGGAUUCCGGCGGUCCUCUGGUGUGUCCCAAAAAUGGCAGGAUGACUCUGAUGGGUUUAAUCAGCUGGGGCGACGGCUGUGGGAAGAAAGACACGCCUGGCGUUUACACACGUGUCACAAACUACAUAAACUGGAUCUCCAGCAAGAUGAGGGCAAACUGAGACACAAACGAACAGCAUUCAAACAAAAUACAGUGUGAAAAUAAUGUGAUUGGGAGAACGCCUGCAUUCACCAACCUUCACGCCUUCUGGACUCUACAUUUGACCUGCUCUCUGGGUUUGAGUGGCAUUUAAGGGGGACACAUGGGAUUCUGCGAGUCAGUCAUUGAAAUCUGACUCCAAAGACGGUUUUUAAUUUACAACACACAACGUGGCCUUCAAUUUACAAAAGGACAACAUGCAGAAAUGAAAUGCAUGAUAAAGGGUUCUAAAGUGCAAACUCUGAUGCAUUAAAAGUAGUUUGAUUUAAAAUGAUAAUGGAUUUAGAGGCACUUUUGCUUUGCUUUUAAAUAGUGAAGAUGUGAGUAAGCGACUGAUGGCACUUUCCUGAAUGUGUGAUGCUUUAUAAUGCUUGUUAAAUCGUAAUUAUUUUUAAAACUAAACAUCUGCUGACUUCAUUUUGGUGGUCAGUGUUGCUGUGUUGAUGCAAACACUUUCAUUUGACUUUAUUUGAUACAACUUAUUUGACUACAAAAUGUCUUUAGCAACACAGAUCUAACAUUAUUGCAGACUUUAGAUGUUGGGAUGCAUAUUAAGUUAACUAUUUAAGUAUUUUAAAUUUUUUUACCAUUUUAUACACAUAUGCAGCUAUUUCUAAAUUAUUGUUUUUAUAUGGUAAAUGUCUGUAUGUUUUUUUUUGCCUGACAUUUUAUAAAACAUGAAUUGGAAAAUGUUCUUUGUCUCCUGUAUAAAAAUAUUUAUUUC
Messenger RNA from Carassius carassius (crucian carp), 2673 nucleotides. RefSeq names its product salivary plasminogen activator alpha 2-like. The transcript has 15 exons. Gene Ontology annotation, biological process: smooth muscle cell migration; plasminogen activation. Gene Ontology annotation, molecular function: serine-type endopeptidase activity. Bases 175 to 1911 code for a protein of 578 amino acids. Lineage: Eukaryota; Metazoa; Chordata; Actinopteri; Cypriniformes; Cyprinidae. The record is from RefSeq and is a predicted model, not a curated record.